Molecule: messenger RNA, 785 nt
Organism: Fopius arisanus
Lineage: Eukaryota; Metazoa; Arthropoda; Insecta; Hymenoptera; Braconidae
Product: protein KRTCAP2 homolog
Exons: 3
Coding region: 145-540 (131 amino acids)
Source: RefSeq, a predicted model, not a curated record
CGACAGAACUGACUGGUCUGAAGUUGUUUGACUGUUCGAGUAUCGAUCAGUUGCAGUUUUUCUGGUCGGUAAAUACGAAAAAAAAACGUCAACUUGGAAUUUAUAUUUACUUCCUAUUUACUAGCUGUCAUUGCUAAAUAAAUAAUGGCUGUGACGAGUGGAGUUUCCUUCGUCCUCUCUCUCAUCCUCACAAUAAUUUUAUUCUCUGGAAUGCAAAUGUACAAAGGGUGGCUUGCAUCCUCACAGCUUCACACGAUCCUUGGGGGCUAUAUUGGCUCCAUGUUAUUUAUACUGACCCUCACAGCACUUGGUAAUCUCGAGUCCACAGUCUUCGGAAAAGCUUUCCAGAUGAAACUCUUCCCAGAAGUCUUCAUCUCUCUAAUGGUCUCAUUGAUCGCCUCGGGACUGGUUCACCGAGUCUCCACGACCACAUGUUUUUUAUUCUCCAUGGUAGCACUUUACUACAUCAAUCGUAUUUCUCAGGAGACUUACUCAACACCUAGUGCAGCAGCUAUGCUUCAUACGAAAAAACGAAAAUAAUUCGUGAAAAAUUCAUUGAAUAUCUCCAUUAACUUCAUGCGAAAAUAAUAGCUCAAAAAUAUCUGACUUCCAUUUGAAUUUUAUCUGAAAAAACAGACAUGAAUUCAGAAUCUGCAAACGGAAACAUUUUUAUAUGGAAAUUGCAUUUUCCUUUAUCGAAGAAUUAAUUCCAGAAAGGGUAGCCUAAUCGUAAACGAAUGGAAUGAAUAAUCAUGUAAUUUAAAUAAAUCAUUUUUUUUAACAAA